UCCAGCGGGUUAUGAGUCAGAGUUCGUCAGAGAAGAGGAACCCAAUGAUUCCCAUAUGUCCUGUUGUCUCCUUCACCUAUCUGCCCAGCCGGCUAGGUGAAGAUGCCAAAAUGGCUACCGGCAACUAUUUUGGAUUUACCCAUGGUGCUGCUGCCCAGUACAGCCAGCAGCCGACCGCUGGGGUAGGUUACACCCACCCCACCACGGUGGCCAGCUACACUGUGCACCAGGCACCAGUGGCAGCGCACACUGUGGCCGCUGCCUACGCCCCCACCGCUGCCACUGUUGCUGUAGCCAGGCCCGCGCCAGUUGCCGUGGCAGCAGCAGCCACCGCUGCCGCAUACGGAGGAUACCAGCCUGCACACGCUGCUACAGACUAUGGAUAUGCCCAGCGACAGCCAGAGGUGCCCCCGCCGCCACCUCCUGUCACCUCCCAAAACUACCAGGAUUCCUAUUCUUAUGUGCGGUCAUCAGCUCCGGCAGUGGCUUAUGACAGCAAACAGUACUACCAGCAGCCUACAGCGACAGCAGCUGUAGCCGCUGCAGCGGCCCAGCCACAGCCUACUGUAGCGGAGACCUACUACCAGACAGCUCCCAAAACUGGAUACAGCCAAGGUGCCACCCCAUACACUCAGGCACAGCAGACACGUCAGGUUACAGCCAUAAAGCCCGCCACGCCCAGCCCGGCCACCUCCACUUUCUCCAUCUACCCCGUGUCUUCGGCCGUGCAGCCAGUGGCAGCGGUGGCGGCGGCGGCUGCGGCUGCAGCCUCUGUAGUGCCGUCUUAUUCGCAGAGCCCCACCUACAGCACCAAUGCAGUCACGUAUUCCGGCACGUCAUACUCGGGCUACGAGGCUGCUGUGUAUUCGGCUGCCUCCUCCUACUACCAACAGCAGCAGCAGCAACAGCAGCAGAAGCAAGCUGUGGCAGCCGCCGCCGCCACAGCCGCCUGGACGGGCAGCACCUUUACCAAGAAGACGCCCUUCCAGAACAAAACCCUCAAGCCCAAACAGCCACCCAAGCCACCGCAGAUACACUACUGUGACGUCUGCAAGAUCAGCUGUGCCGGCCCACAGACUUACAAAGAGCAUCUGGAGGGUCAGAAGCACAAGAAAAAGGAGGCAGCACUGAAGGUGUCACAGAGCAGCAGCACCACCAGUGGGAGCAGCAGUUCGGCACGUGGCACCCAGAACCAGCUGCGCUGCGAGCUGUGUGAUGUGGCCUGCACCGGCGCUGAUGCCUACGCAGCACACAUCCGUGGUGCUAAACACCAGAAGGUUGUAAAACUACACACCAAACUGGGGAAGCCCAUCCCUUCCACAGAGCCUAGCGUGGUGACUCAGUCAUCCACUUCCACCACAUCGGCCCCAAGCAAGACAGCCAGUGCCGUCAACAGCUCCACCAGCAGCACAGUCUCUGCUGUGCCUGCCUCCUCCCCCACUCUCUCUAACUCGUCCUACCUGAAGCCCGUCGGCCUGGUCAACAACAUUUCCACGUCAGCUGCACAGUGCAAGAGCCUGGCACCAAGCAGCAUCUCUACAGCUGCAGUCAAGAAGGUCAACGCGCCCAAGAUAAACUUUGUUGGGGGAAAUAAGUUGCAGACUACUGGCAUUAAGACAGAUGACUCUAAGGUUGAGGCAGCUAAACUUGCGCAGUCCUCAUUGGCCAUACCAUCACAGGAAGUUAAAAAUGAUGCACCUGAUUCGUUGUCACCACAAUCAGCUCUGGCAGCCUUGCAGAGUGAUGUGCAGCCUGUUGGGCAUGACUAUGUUGAAGAGGUUCGGAAUGAUGAAGGAAAAGUCAUCAGGUUCCACUGCAAACUGUGUGAAUGUAGCUUUAACGAUCCCAAUGCAAAGGAAAUGCAUCUAAAAGGAAGAAGACAUCGCUUGCAGUAUAAGAAAAAGGUUAACCCAGACCUCCAGGUGGAAGUGAAGCCAAGCAUCAGAGCACGGAAGAUUCAGGAGGAGAAGAUGAGGAAGCAGAUGCAGAAAGAGGAGUAUUGGAGGAGGCGUGAGGAAGAGGAGCGUUGGCGAAUGGAGAUGAGGCGCUAUGAGGAGGAUAUGUACUGGCGUCGAAUGGAGGAAGAGCAGCACCACUGGGAGGAGAGGCGCAGGAUGCCUGAUGGUGGUUAUCCACAGGGUCCACCUGGACCCCCAGGGCUCCUUGGUGUGAGGCCUGGCAUGCCCAUCCCACAGCCGCAAGGACCUGUGCCCCCACGUCGCCCUGAUUCCUCUGAUGAUCGCUAUGUGAUGACCAAACAUGCAGCUAUUUACCCAUCUGAAGAUGAGCUGCAGGCCAUCCAGAAGAUUGUGUCCAUCACUGAGCGUGCCCUCAAACUCGUGUCAGAUAUCAUUACGGAUCAAGACAAAGGCAAAGAAGACGACAAAGAAAAGAAGGAACCUUCCAAAGACAGAGCUUUGAAGGGUGUAAUGAGGGUUGGUGUACUGGCAAAAGGGCUCCUCCUGCGUGGAGACAAGAAUGUCAACUUGGUUCUCCUUUGUUCCGAGAAGCCCACCAAGAGUCUGCUAUCACGCAUUGUAGAACACCUCCCUAAACAGCUCACGCUGGUGACACCAGAGAAAUAUGAGGUAAAGGGCUCUGUUCAAGAAGCUGCCAUCAUCCUGACUUCCUCUACUGAGCCCAAGAUGCAGGUGACCAUCACGCUGACCUCACCAGUCAUCCGGGAAGAGAACACCCGGGAUGGAGAUGUAACCUCGGGUAUGGUGAAAGACCCAGCGGACGUCUUGGACAGGCAAAAAUGCCUUGACGCUCUGGCUGCCCUACGCCACGCUAAGUGGUUCCAGGCUAGGGCCAAUGGUCUCCAGUCCUGUGUGAUUGUAAUUCGUAUCCUGCGUGACCUUUGUCAGCGAGUACCGACCUGGUCUGCUUUUCCAAGCUGGGCCAUGGAGCUGCUUGUGGAGAAGGCGAUCAGCAGUGCCUCUGGACCCAUGAGCCCUGGGGAUGCACUGCGGCGAGUGUUUGAAUGUAUUGCUUCUGGCAUUCUGCUCCCCGGUGGACCAGGGUUGAUAGACCCAUGUGAGAAAAAUCCGACAGACACGCUGUCCACCAUGGAGGAGCAGCAGAGAGAAGAUACAACAUCGAGUGCUCAGUUUGCCCUGAGGCUCCUGGCAUUCCGUCAGAUCCACAAAGUUCUGGGAAUGGACCCUUUGCCUCAGCUCAACCCACGCUUCAAUGUGCGGAACAAUCGGAAGAGGCGGCGCGACAACAGCGACUGCACCGAUGGUUUUGAGGGUGAGGGGAAGAAGGACAAGAAGGACUAUGAUGGCUUCUGAAUUUCAACAAGCUACACAGGACUUCUGACACUCAGCCAUUUCCUAUUCUGUGUAUUCCAGUGGUGCGAAAAAUCGAUUCUUCUAGGUCUCCGUGCAUGCCAGUUCCUGCUUUCCUGAAAUAAUUUGGAGACUUGUAAAAAGCCAUUUGCUAAACACCACCUUAUUGGCUUCCAGUUUUGUUACUAGUGCCCUGCAAAGGCCUACUAUGCCAGCUGAAGAAAUGCUGAACUUCAUUUCCUUAAUGCACCAUGAUUUACUAAAGCAUUCAUAUUAGGCAGAAUUGUUUUGCUGACAAAAAUGGAGUAAAAUGGCCUGUGACUAACACUUAUUCAUUUAGACUGUGUAAAGCUUAUAGGUUUUGUUUGUGCUGAGGGUCAGUGUAGUUGUUUCUGUAUUCUGGAGACACAGGCUAUCUAGGCUUUGGUUGCUUUUCGAUGGGAGGAAAUGGACAUAUAAGCGUACUUGUACAGAUACCGUUAAAGGUCAUGCUGUAUGCAGCAGUUUCAAGGUUAUGCUAACCAUCCCUAUCCGGCAACAAAAUGGAGCCAUGCUGAGGUUCCUGCUAAAUCAUAAAAUCAUAAUCAUACAUUUUCAAUUCUCUCUGUCCCCACUGGUCUGUUUGCUUAGUAUGUGCUAAGCUGGGCAUUUUUAGGAACAGGUUCCGACGUGGUUGCUAUUUUGGGUUUAAAUGUGGGGAUUAUUAUUAUUUUUUUUUUUUUAAAUUUAAGCUUUGCUUAAUCUGCUUUUUGGUUUGGGUUUUGUUUUUGUUUUUUUGUGGGGGGGGGGUCAUUUGUGUUUUGGAUGGAUACAUUCCAUUUAACCACAAAACGUAAGCUAAACAUGACCUAGUUGUACAUUUGUCAUGUGAUUGUGACGGUGCUGGCUGAAGAAUGUCUAGAUGCACAUUUUAUGUAGUGCUAAUGCAGCCAGAGAGGUGGCUGUCUUCUAAUUGAGGAUCUUUUGACUAAAUAUAACACAACCUCAAACGCACACAAUUUCGUGAACAUAUUCUAAUGUGUGCAAUUGGUGUGAAGCUGAGCUUGUUCAAAGGGUAGUCUGAAAAUGUUCUAAUGUUCACAGACUUCUGUUAAGCAGAUGUAUUGCAUUUCUGGACAGAUGCUGUUUCCUGCAUGUAGACUUGGGUCACGUACAUGAAUGAGCUGCCCCUUUUGUUCAUUUACAUGCUAGACUUUAACAAAAAUGUCUGGACCUUGUUCUUGACCUUGCCUUCCUCUUGUAGUUUUCACACAGGGGUGUGGUCCUCUAGGCUAGCUUCUCUACUACGUUUGUGAAGGAAAUUGUGCAUAUUGACACCGUUGUUCCUGACAGAGCAAUGAUCACAAAUUUGUAGCUGACCCAAGUCUGAUCUUUUGCGUUCUAGUGUUGUAAUCCUUAAAUGUAUCUCUGUGUACAUAUACAUAUGAUCAUAUAAAGCUGUGUGUAGCCCAUGUAUGAUCUCUAAUAUAUGACGUCAAUAAGCCUAUAUCUAACCUUGCAAUAGAUCUUAAUAAAAGUGUGUAAUUUUAUGAAAGCAUGGCAGUGUUAAAGUUUUGUUAAUGUUUUAUAGUUUUUUGUUUUCAGUUUAUAGAUGAGCAUCUGCUUGCCCUCUACCUUCUUGGUUUUACAGUUCUUAGUUUGCUGAAAAAUAUGUUUUUGGGUUUGUUUGUUUUUUUUGGGGGGGGGGUAAUUGCAAAUGUAGUUCUAUCCCUUCAUUCACCUGUCAUUUGCUCUCAUAGUACUACUGCAUAACAAUAGACAUAAUAAACCUUUACAGAAUAA
Molecule: messenger RNA, 5072 nt
Organism: Electrophorus electricus (electric eel)
Lineage: Eukaryota; Metazoa; Chordata; Actinopteri; Gymnotiformes; Gymnotidae
Gene: zfr
Product: zinc finger RNA binding protein
Cellular component (GO): precatalytic spliceosome
Molecular function (GO): single-stranded RNA binding; zinc ion binding; double-stranded RNA binding
Source: RefSeq, a predicted model, not a curated record